GAUCAUUGUUUCACAUUCUCAUAGCAUAUCAAUAUUCUACAGCAUAAUCCAGUUUAACUUUCUUGUUGAAUCAUGGCUCUUCGUGGGAAGCUAGAGGUUGACAUUGAACUCAAGUCUAAUGCAGACAAGUACUGGCAAACCAUAAGGGAUUCCACAACUAUAUUCCCUAAGGCCUUCCCACAUGACUACAAAAGCAUUGAUGUCCUUGAAGGUGAUGGCAAAGCUCCUGGUUCUGUCCGCCACUUCCAUUACGCCGAAGGAUCGCUACUUGCGAAGUCGUCAAAAGAGAGGAUUGAGGCUGCUGAUGAUGAGAAGAAGACAGCAACCUAUUCAAUUAUUGAAGGAGAUCUUCUCCAGUACUACACAAAAUUCUUGGGACACAUAGCUGUUAUACCGAUUGGAGAAGGAUGUGAGCUGAAAUGGACUGCUGAAUAUGUCAAAACUAAGAAUGAUAUUCCAGAUCCAACUAUUGUCAAAGAUUUUGCUGUCAAGAACUUCCUUGAGGUGGAUGACUAUAUUCAACAACUUGCUUAGAAGUUCAAUGCAUUUCAUGAAGGAUAUGCUAGCAUAAUUAAAAAAAAUAAGGGAACCAUUUCCUAUUUAAUGUGUUGUAUCUGGAUAGUAAUGACCCUGUCUUUCUUUGCUGUUUGCUUAAGAAAUUAUUGAACUAUGUCAUUUUCAAUUGUUUUGAUAUAAAUGUCAAUUUAUAUUUGA
Vicia villosa (hairy vetch) is the source of this 714-nucleotide messenger RNA. Its product is annotated as MLP-like protein 423. Gene Ontology annotation, biological process: defense response. The record is from RefSeq and is a predicted model, not a curated record. NCBI's taxonomy places the organism in Eukaryota, Viridiplantae, Streptophyta, Magnoliopsida, Fabales, Fabaceae. The transcript has 2 exons. The coding region runs from base 73 to 534 and encodes 153 amino acids.